UAAACAUAUCGAACUUCCCAUUCUCGGAGUUAAGUCCGAUGGUGUUACUCGUGAAAGUUGAGCCUGGAUGACCAGCUCCCCGAUGAACUUUCUGCUUCUUUAGUUCAGGUAACCGCGUUAGUGAAGCCCACUUGUCACCUGGCAUAUUGAUUUGUCGGCGACGUGUAGCAUUUCGACUGUAAUGGCGGCGUUACGACCAUGGACUGUCCUGACGGGAGUAUUUAUCUUCUAUCUACUGGGAAAUCUUUACUGUGAAGGCCAAAAAGAGGUCAAAGUCAGACGAGGAGAAAAUGCCACUCUGGAGUGUUACGGCCGCAGUGAUGCUACUGAAAUAAUGUUAAGGUGGACCAAACCUGACCUGCAGACAGAUGAUUAUGUCAUUUACUUAAAAGAUGGUCAUUUUCAGGAACACUUCCAGAAUGACUUGUUUAAAGGUCGGGUGGAGAUGAAGGAUUCAAAAUGGAUGACGAAUGGAAACUUCUCAGUGAUUCUCCAGAAUGUCACCAUGAACGAUUCUGGAACAUAUGAAUGUGAAGCAGCAUACAACAGUCAGCCAGUUCAGCUUUUGAACAGAACCAGCCUGAAUGUAGAAGAACCAGAUAACACAGGAGAACGCAGAGAGGAUAAAGGGAAGAAGAGUGGAUCUGUUGGACCUGCAGUUGGUCUGUCAGUUCCUGCUGUGCUUCUUGUUGUUGCUGUUGUUAGUUUUGUGAUCUACAGAAAAUAUGGGAAUUCAAAUUAUCAGUCUCCUUCUGAACAAGGACAGCAGAUGGAAAGGUCUUCAUAGCUCACCUGUGAGUCCUGCUGUUCCAGGUUUUUAUCAUUGAGUGUAACACUCAGAGUGACAGUUGGACAGGUACAGGUAACAAUGCAAAAGUAAACUGGGUAUAAAGGAAUUAGAGGAUGGGGGAUGGGAGAGGGGGGAGAGAACAGUAGUAGUUGGGCGAUGUGUAAAAAUUUUCCAACCGGCAAUCGUAAGUCAAAUAAUCGACGAUGAAUGAUACAUUCACGCAUGCGCAGACUUUUUGAUGGGCGUGGCCCACCAUAUCCCAGAAUUCAUAGCACGGCCCAGUUUUCAACAAUGGUGGCA
Messenger RNA from Oreochromis niloticus (Nile tilapia), 1090 nucleotides. RefSeq lists its product as uncharacterized. NCBI's taxonomy places the organism in Eukaryota, Metazoa, Chordata, Actinopteri, Cichliformes, Cichlidae. Bases 182 to 787 code for a protein of 201 amino acids. Gene Ontology annotation, biological process: negative regulation of T cell proliferation; immune response; positive regulation of T cell proliferation. The record is from RefSeq and is a predicted model, not a curated record. Gene Ontology annotation, cellular component: external side of plasma membrane. The transcript has 3 exons.